AUUGUAUGUAACGAAACAUGUCAGGCCAGAGGAGCACGCGGGGUCUCCCAUCUCCGCGGCAGUGAGGCGCGAUGUCGUCGGCGGAGGAAGACGGCGGUGCGGCGGCGGCGGCGGCGGUGGCGUACUGCAUGCCCGGCGGUCUCGAGUUCCAGCGCGUGUACGUCAAGGUGCACGGCUACAUCGCGCUCAUCAUCUGCCUGCUGGGCUCCAUCGCCAACUCCGUCAACAUCGCGGUGCUGAGCCGCCGCGAGAUGACCUCCUCCACCAACUCCAUCCUCACCGCGCUGGCCGUUGCCGACCUGCUCGUCAUGCUCGAGUACGUGCCUUUCGCCUUCCACAUCUACAUCAAGAUCGGCACCGAGCUCAACCGAAACUCGUACGGCUGGGCCGUCUUCGUCUACUUCCACUCGAUCUUCAGCCAGACCUUCCACACGAUAUCGAUCUGGCUGACGAUCACGCUCGCGGUGUGGAGGUUCGUGGCGAUCAAGUUCCCGCAGAAGAACAGCACCAUAUGCAACAAACGCAACACGAACUUGGCGAUAGCGGUCGCGUACAUGGUGUGCCCGGUGGUGUGUCUUCCAAUAUAUUUCGCGAUGAACAUAGAGGAGCGGCCGAGCACCCCGAGCGGGCCGGUAAACGGCACGGCGAACGUUACUGUCGUCAACGACACCGCUGUAGCCGGUGACCCCAUCUACGCCAUAUCGAUGACCACCAACAAGGAGCUGCUGACCGCUAUAUUUUGGAUAUACAGUGUAUUUUUAAAACUCAUACCGUGUGUGGUGCUAUCGAUACUGAGUGUGUGUUUGAUCAUGAAGAUGAAAUCCAGCGACCGCCGGAGACAGAAGCUGCUCAAAAAGUCUGCGAUAAAAACCAAUGAGGGAGAGAAGGCGAGAUUGAACGAGGAGAGCGGCAAGAAAUGCGGCGGGGGGCGCACGGACCGCACCACGCGCAUGCUGGUGGCGCUGCUGGGCCUGUUCCUGGCCACGGAGCUGCCGCAGGCGCUGUUCGGCCUGCUCACCGCCAUCGCCCCGCAGCUCUUCGAAGUCUGCUAUUACUCGUUCGGCGAAGUGAUGGACAUCAUGGCGCUGGUGGGGUCCGCAGUGAACUUCGUGCUGUACUGCAGCAUGAGCCGACAGUUCCGCUGCACCUUCACGCGGCUGGCCGGCAAGCUACUGCCGCUGCGGAACCACAACCAGGGGCCCGGCAAGUCGUAGCACGCCGCCACAACCGCUACGGUUGUGCAACUCUAAGGACUAGCUGGUUGCGUUAAAAUCUGCUGUGAGUUGUGACGCUGAAAACCAGUAAAAUAUACCCAACUGAAAACCAUUGAAAUGGGAGUAUCAAAGAAUUAACACUAGAAUAUGACUAGUGGUUGUAUAAGUACCCUAGCCGUUUUGUAGAAAGAAACAAAAUUAAAUCAAACGAAACUGAACCGUCCAUAUACUUAUAAUAGUUUUAGGACGACAUAUUAUGACGGCCACUUUGAAACCUUUCUGCAGAUCGGCUAGGUUCAAUUCAAUAAAAAUAUCGUUGUUCUAUGUUCAUUGGCCAUUAAGUUGAUAAAAUACGACCUAUGUAAUUAAUGUGAAUAAUAAGUACAAUAACAAGUAGA
Messenger RNA from Aricia agestis (brown argus), 1612 nucleotides. It is a transcript of the gene msR, whose product is annotated as G-protein coupled receptor dmsr-1-like. Gene Ontology annotation, cellular component: membrane. The transcript has 6 exons. Bases 72 to 1214 code for a protein of 380 amino acids. The record is from RefSeq and is a predicted model, not a curated record. Lineage: Eukaryota; Metazoa; Arthropoda; Insecta; Lepidoptera; Lycaenidae. Gene Ontology annotation, molecular function: G protein-coupled peptide receptor activity. Gene Ontology annotation, biological process: G protein-coupled receptor signaling pathway.